AUGAGUGUCAAUGUUGGUUGCGUCCCCAAAAAGGUGAUGUGGAACACGGCGGUGCACGCAGAGUUCAUCCACGAUCACGCCGAUUACGGCUUCGAAGUGGCUGGCAGCAGAUUUAACUGGAGAACUAUUAAAGAUAAACGUGAUGCUUAUGUGAGACGCCUGAAUGAGAUCUAUGAAAAUAAUGUCAGCAGGGCGCGCAUUGACAUCAUUCGUGGCUAUGGAAAGUUUACAGCUGAUCCAGAGCCUACAGUUGAAGUCAAUGGUAAAAGGUACACGGCUCCUCACAUCCUUAUCGCUACCGGCGGGCAGCCUUCAGUCCCUCUUGAAAGCGAAAUUCCCGGUGCCCAUCUGGGUAUCACCAGCGAUGGCUUCUUUGAUCUGGAGGAGCUGCCCAGGCGCAGUGUUGUUGUUGGUGCUGGCUACAUUGCAGUAGAAAUGGCAGGGAUCCUUUCCACCUUGGGCUCCGAGUCCUCCUUGCUGAUACGUCACGACAAGGUGCUGAGGACGUUUGACUCGCUGAUCAGUUCGAACUGCACCCAGGAGCUGGAGAACACCGGAGUGAACGUGUGGAAGCACGCGUUGGUGAAGACAGUUGCAAAGUCCCCAGGUGGGCUGCUGGAUGUGACUGUGACAUCCUCAGCGCCAGGCCACAAGCCAACGGUUGGAGUGAUACGGGAUGUGGACUGCCUUCUGUGGGCCGUUGGGAGAGUCCCAAACACGGAGGGGCUUGGCCUGCACCAGGUGGGUGUCGAAGUGGACGCGAAAGGUCACAUUGUGGUCGACGAGUUCCAGAACACCACAAGGAAAGGGAUUUAUGCCAUCGGGGAUGUCUGUGGAAAAGCACUCCUCACGCCAGUUGCAAUAGCAGCCGGCAGAAAGCUCAUGCACAGGCUCUUCGGAGGUCAGGCAGACUCCAAGCUGGACUACUCUAACAUUCCCACUGUGGUCUUCAGUCACCCGCCCAUUGGGACCGUGGGCCUCACCGAAGAUGAAGCCAUUUCUGUGCAUGGGAGAGAGAACGUGAAGAUCUACAGCACUUCAUUUACCCCCAUGUAUCAUGCAGUCACGGAAAGAAAGAGCAAGUGUGUCAUGAAACUGGUUUGUGCUGGCAAGGAGGAGAAGGUGGUGGGAUUACACAUGCAAGGCCUGGGCUGCGAUGAAAUGCUGCAGGGCUUUGCUGUGGCCAUCAAAAUGGGAGCUACCAAGGCUAAUUUUGACAGCACGGUUGCCAUUCACCCCACCUCUGCAGAAGAGCUGGUGACGCUGCGCUGAAAUGGUGGCCCCGAGGAGCCUGAGACGUCAGCUGAAGCACAGGAGGCAGCUGCCUUCUCUGGGCAGUGCAUCUUUCUGCACCCAAU
Molecule: messenger RNA, 1358 nt
Organism: Tinamus guttatus (white-throated tinamou)
Lineage: Eukaryota; Metazoa; Chordata; Aves; Tinamiformes; Tinamidae
Source: RefSeq, a predicted model, not a curated record